GUGACAUGGUUCCAAGCACCAUUGCAGGGAAGAUCUUUGGAUCCAUCUGCUCCCUAAGUGGGGUGCUGGUCAUCGCCCUUCCUGUACCUGUCAUUGUUUCCAACUUCAGCCGUAUCUACCACCAGAAUCAGCGGGCAGAUAAGCGACGAGCUCAGCAGAAAGUUCGCCUGGCCCGAAUACGACUGGCCAAGAGUGGCACUACCAAUGCUUAUCUUCAGUACAAGCAGAAUGGAGGCCUUGAGGACAGAGAUCCUGAUGCACAUGCCUUGGCGGUGCGCAACCGAUCAGCUUUUGAAAAACAGCACCACCAUCUCUUGCACUGCUUGGAGAAAACUACAGUGAGUAAUAGGAAGAUGGGAUCAAAAACGGGAAUACUCAAAAAAGGGAGGAAUGGAAGGAAUUUGGGAAACGGAAGUGGGACUGGUGGGUGA
Molecule: messenger RNA, 431 nt
Organism: Thamnophis sirtalis
Lineage: Eukaryota; Metazoa; Chordata; Lepidosauria; Squamata; Natricidae
Source: RefSeq, a predicted model, not a curated record